GUGAUGAGAGGUAAACACACCUUUCCACGUCAGGAAGGAGGAAGAAGCAGCAGCUACAACAGCAGCUCUGCCUUCGUUUGUGUCCGUGUGAAAGCUGUGGGAUGAGUUUCAUUACUAACUGGAGACGAAGCGUGAAGAAAAAUGACAGUAAAAAGGAUGCCAUGCAGACAGAAGACAGCUCCGACAGCCUGGACUCCCUGAGCCGGUUGUCAGUCAUAAACAGUCCAGACCUGGAUCCCAUCAUCACACACAAGUUGCAGUUACCAGACAACAAAGAUGCACUGAAAUCAACUGAUCCAUCUAAUGGGUGCUCGCGGUCUGACCUGUCACUGGCUCUGGAGGACUGCAUGGCUGCCCUGGAUCUGUUCCUCAGAAAUGACUUUGAGGAGGCGCAGGCCCAGCUCAGAUCCAGAACCAAAGACAGCAUGUACCAUGCCCUGACCUACGCCACCAUCCUAGAGAUGCAGGCCAUGAUGACCUUUGACCCCCAGCAUAUCCUAGCUGCAGGAAACACCAUGAAGGAGGCGCAGGCUAUCUGUCAGCGGCACCGCAAGAAGUCAAGCUUCUCCAAAAACUUCUCAGAAGAGGAACUCCAUGCUGAAGUUUGCUAUGCUGAGUGUCUCCUGCAGAGGGCAGCGCUCACCUUCCUUCAGGAUGAAAAUAUGAUCAGUUUCAUUAAAGGGGGAAUCAAAGUGAGGAACAGCUACCAGACAUACAAAGAGCUUCACACAGUCCUCCAGUCCACUGGAUACACUCACGGUGACAACCAUGGCCAUUUUGAGGGUGGUGUCAAAUUGGGAGUAGGAGCCUUUAAUCUAAUGAUCUCCAUGUUGCCCACGCGGACACUCAAGCUGCUGGAGUUUGUCGGUUUCUCGGGUAAUAAGGAGUUUGGUCUCCAGCAGCUUCAGGAGGGCUCUGCAGAAAGUACAUUCAGGUCCUUCUUAUGUAACAUGCUGCUGCUCUGUUAUCACACGUUCAUGAGCUUCAUACUAGGCACCGGAGAAGGAGACGUUGAAGAUGCAGAGAAACUGCUGCAGCCAUAUCUCAAAAAAUAUCCUAAGGGAUCCAUCUUCUUGUUUUUCGCUGGUCGAAUAGAAGAGAUCAAAGGCAACCUGGAUGCUGCUAUCAAGCGUUUUGAGGAGUGCUGUGAGGCUCAGCAGCAGUGGAAGCAGUUCCACCAUAUGUGCUACUGGGAGCUGAUGUGGUGCUUUACGUACAAGAGACACUGGAAGAUGGCCUACUUCUACGCCGACCUGCUCAGCAAGGAGAACUCCUGGUCCAAGGCUACCUAUGCGUAUAUGAAAGCAGCCUACCUCAGCAUGCUGACUAAGGAUGACUGCCUAACCUUCGGAGAGACUGAGCUCACUCUGUUCAGGCAGGUUCCAGGGCUGAAGCAGAAAAUAGCAGGCAAAUCUUUACCAACAGAGAAGUUUGCCAUCAGGAAAGCCCGUCGCUACCUAGCGGAAAACCCCAUUUCUCUUCCUGCUCCUCCGCUGGAGAUGAUGUACAUCUGGAACGGCUAUACAGUUAUCGGCAAACACAAAGAUCUGACUGAAGGCAUGCUGAAAACACUGGAUGAGGCACAGGCUAAACUUGAGAGCAGCCCAAGGACUGAGUUCUCCAUAGACGAUCAGUGUCUGCUGAGCCUCCUGAAGGGACUGUGUCUCAAACACCUGGGGCACCAGGAGGAGGCCGAACACUACUUCACCCUUGUCCUCUGCAAUGAGACCCAGAUCAAGUAUGACCACUACCUGGUUCCUAAUGCCCUGCUGGAGCAUGGUCUGUUGUGUCUGGAACAAGGCAGAAUUAAUGAAGCUAUCAAACUCCUAGAAACAGCAAAGCAAAAUUACAAAAACUACUCAAUGGAAUCACGGACACACUUCCGUAUCCAGGCUGCUCUGCACAAAGCCAAGGCCAUCGGAGAGAAUGGGAUCCACAUGCCCUCCAGCCCAUAACAGACAGAGGAGGGCACACUAGAGCUGAGACAGCCUCCUGUCUCCACAGCCCCACAAUGCACCACUCAGCUUAGCCCAGCCCCGCCUAUUUGGACGUGUGAUUUGUUUUUUCAUCUGGAGGGUAGGGGGAAGAGAGAUGCUCAAUUUUGUUGUGUGUGCCGCACUUACAGGCGACUGCCGCUCUAUAUGGUCCUGAUGGGGUUAGACAGGUUUGCCACGUCCUUGUCCAGAGAUAUAUUGGAUGAACUGCACUUCCUUGUGUUAUUUGAAAUAGAGACAAGUUGAGAAAUGUGCCUAUAUUUAUGAAACAUUGCUUCUAGCAGGCUUGUUUAUCUAGCUGUGGCCACCCAUAAGGGGCGCACUUGGGUAGGAAACAAGGUUGCAUUUAUGUAGUUAUAUAGAUGGCCUCGACUAGUAAAAAUGUGCCCAGUGCAGGGUAGUACAGUUGGACUUGAUGAAGCUAAAGUACCAAACAGCUCCCUAUAAAUUACUGACACUGACUCCACCUGGCCAGCAGCAUCACAUGACCUGGUUGCUCCAAAGCUUUCCCCCUUCUUCAAUUUAACAUAAACUAGAGAUUAUUAAUAAAAUUCCUUUAGUGGAUGGAGGGUGACACAUAAUUAUGUGUUGACAUAGUGUGACACCAGGUAUUUAUCAUAUAAUGCAACUCACUACAUUGUCCAUGAGAUGACUGCUUUGUACUGUCAUUUGACAAAUUUUGGUUGACAGGUUCUCUGGCUUUCAUCUAUGAUUGGAGUUUUUGAUCAAAACCAAUAUGACCAAGUUAGACAUAAAUUCUGUAUAUGUUGGUUUCACUUUUUUCUCUUACACUAAGAAAUCCUUGGUUUAUUUUGUUUCUUUGAGAAUUUACUAUUUAAUUGUUUAUUUAAAAAUUUCUCCCUUUUCUCUGAGCGUAUUGGAAACACUGGAAGACAAAUUUAAUAAUGUGGGAUACUUUCUUUCAGAAAUGAUCAAACCUAUAAUCAUGUUGUAUUUACAAUCACAUAUGGCUUUUGCACAGGGCUUUGUAAAUCAGCCAGCACAUGCAAACUCUCCAGAGUCAAGAAAAAAAAGCCUAUCAGACUUAGAGUGAGAGUUGUUCUUUACAUUUAUAUACUGUAAAUGGCACCUUUUACACAAAUUGUCCCGUUUUAAGAGGACAGAUGAAUGUGUCUUUUAGAAAGGCAGACUCCCUCCUUUUCUCCUCCUGGUGUGUGGGACAGGCUCCAACAGUACUUGAGCUUGAACAAACAGGCCAUUCACACCGAGCAGCGAAGGACUGCGUGCUUGUUGCAUCUUUCGAUGAAGCUCUGAACGACAACCACGACAGACUUCCUGCUUUGUGAACAUCCUCUGCUGCUCCUGUAUCAGCCAUGCUUGACUGCAACCACCUAUAAAAGGACUUGAACAACAUAAUUACAGCACGGUCAUGUGUGUCAAAUAAUAAUCUGUAUAUCAACAAAUAUUUGUCAUGAUUGAAAUUAGACAGAGGGGUCGCCUCGAACUGUAUUGGUGGUUAGGUUAUUUGAAGAGCUGUGUCCCAGCAACAGACUGUCCAAAACCCAGAAACUCAUAUGGUGUCUCAAGUGUUGGAAUUGGAGCACUGCUGAUUUAUUCAUGAUUAGAGUAAGGUUUGGGAUUCAAGAUGAUGACUUUAGGAGUCAGUUUAAAUGUUUUUAAUGGUGGAGGAAAUGUUUUGUUAUUAUUUUAACAGCAGUAAUACAGCAGGAAUAUUCCAAUAACAGUUCAUAUUUUAUUUUAUAAUAAUUAAUCAAUUAAUCUUAUUUUUCUUGUUCCCUUUACUGAUAUAGCUGAAAAAAUUGUAACCAAAUUUAGUGGCAUUGUGAUGUUUACAAUUAUAUUUUACUGGGCACGGCUACCACUGAGCAGAAUGACAUUCCUGUACAUAAUGAAUGUUUCUAUUGUAAUUUAAGAUGAAAUGAUGAGAAGCAACUAAAGAAAAACAUCCCAUAUUGUUGUGUCUUUUUUUAAAAUGUCAUUUGCACCAGAAACACACAAUGUGUACAGUACAGUACAAAGUUGUAUUAUUUACAGAACAACGAGGCUUAC
Messenger RNA from Thunnus maccoyii (southern bluefin tuna), 4025 nucleotides. RefSeq names its product tetratricopeptide repeat domain 39A (gene ttc39a). The transcript is spliced from 22 exons. Bases 102 to 1955 code for a protein of 617 amino acids. Gene Ontology annotation, molecular function: protein binding. The record is from RefSeq and is a predicted model, not a curated record. Lineage: Eukaryota; Metazoa; Chordata; Actinopteri; Scombriformes; Scombridae.